Molecule: messenger RNA, 1989 nt
Organism: Zingiber officinale
Lineage: Eukaryota; Viridiplantae; Streptophyta; Magnoliopsida; Zingiberales; Zingiberaceae
Product: protein high chlorophyll fluorescent 107
Exons: 8
Coding region: 20-1891 (623 amino acids)
Biological process (GO): regulation of translation; mRNA processing
Cellular component (GO): chloroplast
Molecular function (GO): protein binding; mRNA binding; single-stranded RNA binding
Source: RefSeq, a predicted model, not a curated record
AGCAACGAUCGGAUAGAAAAUGCACCUCUUCUCCCCCAAAGCUCACUUCCCUCUACUCCCUUCACCAUCCUCCCCGACCUCCAACUUCAACUCCAAUCUCGUCUCCCUCUCUCUCAUCGCCGCUCCUCCAUCACUUCGAUCCCUCCCUCCCGUCAGAUCCACGAACUCCUCGCCUGCCCCCCUCCAGCACAAGGUCGACAAUGCCCAGCUGGGCGUCGAUGAAGACGACCAAGUCGAAGAAGAUCUCGAAAAUGCCCGGGAGGGACUCCUCGUCGUCCGCCGCCCCGUGAAGGAUGACCUCGAGGAUUCAGCAGCAGGUUCUCUGGCGGAGAUCGAGGAGAGGAGCGGGGGAGGUGAAGGAACGCCUUCUGUUUCUAAGAUCGAUAAGGGGCUGUCGGAGUUUGCCAAAAAGAUGAUGAUGUUCGAACCCGAGAGAGUCGUAGCUGGCGAGAAGAGGCCGCUCGGAAUUAACCUGGAACUAGGUCUGUACCGUGCCAAAGUCCUCACUAGGAAGUACAGGUUCAAAGAAGCCGAGGAGAUUCUCCUUAAGUGUAUUUCGUUUUGGCCUGAAGACGGGCGCGCUUAUGUGGCCCUUGGAAAGCUCUUUUCCAAGCAAUCGAAGUACACAGAAGCUAAAUCAGUAUACGAGAGAGGUUGUCAAGCUACACAAGGAGAAAAUUCUUAUAUUUGGCAGUGUUGGGCUAUGCUUGAAAGUAAGGCUGGAAAUAUCCGUAGGGCCAGGGAGCUUUUUGAUGCUGCUACAGUGGCUGACAAGAAGCAUGUUGCAGCUUGGCAUGGAUGGGCAGUACUAGAAAUACAGCAAGGAAAUAUAAAAAAGGCAAGAAAUCUUCUUGCAAAAGGACUUAAAUACUGUGGUGGAAAUGAGUACAUUUACCAAAGUCUUGCGAUCCUUGAAGCAAAAGGAAAGAGGUUUAAGAGGGCUAGGUACUUGUUCCAGCAAGCUACCAAAUGCAACCCUAAAAGCUGUGCAAGUUGGCUUGCAUGGGCUCAGGUAGAAAUGCAGCAGCAGAACAACUACACGGCGAGAAAGCUUUUUGAGGAAGCUGUACAGGCCAGUCCCAAGAACAGGUUUGCAUGGCAUAUCUGGGCGCUGUUUGAGGUUAAUCAAGGCAACAUUGACAGAGGAAGGAAGCUUCUGAAGAUUGGCAAUGCUGUAAACCCAAGGGAUCCUGUCAUCCUUCAGUCCUUAGCCUUGCUGGAAUAUAAGCAUUCAUCCACAGACCUUGCUCGUUCAUUGUUUAGAAAAGCGUCUGCACUUGACCCAAGGCACCAACCUGUCUGGGUGGCAUGGGGUUGGAUGGAGUGGAAAGAGGGGAAUAUUAGCACUGCCAAGGAGCUUUACCAAAGAGCUUUAUCAAUUGAUUCAACUACUGAAAGUGCUGCUCGUUGCCUACAGGCAUGGGGUGUCUUGGAGCAAAGGAUAGGAAACCUGUCGGUAGCAAGAAGAUUGUUUAGAUCUUCACUUGAAAUAAAUUCUCAGAGUUAUGUUACAUGGAUGACAUUGGCAUCAUUGGAGGAUCGACGAGGUGAUCCUGUUCGGGCUGAAGAAAUUCGUAAUCUAUAUUAUCAACAGCGGACCGAAUUAGUCGAUGAUGCUUCAUGGGUUAUGGGCUUCACCGACAUUAUUGAUCCAGCUCUUGAUAGCCUAAAGCGACUGUUAAAUUUGGACCCGAGCUUUGAGUUAAAGGAGCAGAAGAUUCUAAGAAGCUUGGAAACUGCAAAUAACAGCUCCAAUGAAUUUUUGAGAAACCCAACUCUCACAGAUAAUGUAUUGGAGCGCGAAGAGAAUACAGGCUCAUAUGAGAGUGAUUUCAAUUUGGAUGUGUUUGCUAAAACUAAAUUAUCCCUCGAUGUAUCGACUCUGGAUUGAUAAAAAGCUUCUAAAUGAGGAAAGCGAGGAAUCUCGUGAGGAAUUUGUUUAGCUUGGAUAUUUUCAUGGCGAUGGAUGUUGAGGAUCGCAUUUUUUGA